AUGACGCUGACAUCCUUGUUGAACUCUCUACACACCCACCUGCAGACCCAGACUCAACUUUUACCAACGCUGCACGCCCAGCUGGGCUUGCCUCCAACGGCUCUGGAAGAUGAGCUGAAGGCGCUGCAGGAGCAGCUGGUGAAAGGCGUCGAGAAACAGAUUGAUUUGAGGAGGAAGGAGGUGGAGGGGUGGAUGGAGAAGUGUGAUAGGGUGGAGAAUGAAUGUUUGAGGUAUUGUAAGGCCCUUGGAGGGAAUAUCAAGGCGACGGGGAGUAGUCUUGGGGAGUUGAGGAAGGAACAGGUUCUUCCGAGGCGGUAUGAACUUGUUGCGGAACAUCAAGAGAAAUUGCGACAGGUGUAUCACACUAAACUGGAACAACUCACGACCCUCACGAAUCGCUUGAAUGCGCUUGCGAGGACGUUGCCAUCAGAGUAUUAUGCUCAGGAUAUCGUCGAGCCACUGGUGGCCCGUGGAGAAAACCAACAUGACGCAGAGGCAAAUCGGGAUGUUACUCCUGAACGAUUCAUGAAACUAGAGAAAGAACUCGUUCGUGGCAAGGCGGAAGUUACGAAACGGCUCAACCAACUAUCCGCAACAUUUGUACAAAUAGACUGGUUACACACAGAACUAGGCAUACCGCCCCCAAUUUUGGACCAUCUCACAUCAUCACCUCACUCCUUCAACGCCUCCGUCUCUAGCUCGAACAGCAGGUCGUCAACGUCGCAGUCGGCGUCUGAUGACCCAUUCCUUGACGUAUCCACGCCUACACGCUCAUCACGCACAAAGACCAUCACGCCCCUCCUCUUCCGACACGAUGUCAUUCCAAAUCCAGAAUUGGAAUAUCAACGCGUUUUUGCGAAAUUCGUUGCCAGGAUCGACGAGGCUGACGAUGAGGCGUUGACUGAGAGCCAGACUGUCCCUAUUGGGCUAGAAAACGUCGACCCCGUACCGGGUCUCUUGUCAUGGGCUCAAUCGUUCCGUGCUAACCUGGAAAAUACGAAGAGGAAGAGAGAGGCGCACAUUCAGGCGAUGUAUGAUCAGCUUGAAGGGCUGUGGAGGAGACUUGGGGUUGAGGAGGGUGAUAUGGAUGCGUUUGUGGAGGCGCAUCGGGGGAGCACGGAGGAUACGGUUAGGGAGUAUGAGGAGGAGCUUGAGAGGAUGUUGGAGUUGAAGAGGGAGAGGAUGGGCACGUUUGUUGCUAGUGCGCGAGAGGAGAUUGAGAAGCUCUGGGAUGAUUUGAUGGUUGGGGAGGAGGAGAGGGCUGAUUUUGCGCCGUUUGCGGAUGACGAGUUCACAGAGGAGUUGCUUACUAUUCAUGAAGAUGAAAUCAAACGACUCAAAGAGGAACGAAGGAUGAAAGCACCUUUGCUUGCAGGUAUUAAGAAGUACUUUGAUAUUUGUGGGGAAGAGAAGGAACUGGCUGCUGCUGCGUCUGACCAGACCAGGUUACUUGGCCGUGGGCGAGAUCCUGGCCGUCUUUUGAGGGAGGAGAAGAUGCGGAAGAGGGUCACGAAGGAGAAGCCUCGCCUCGAACAGGAUCUUUUGGCAUCUAUCCCACAAUGGGAACAGGAGAGCGGCCGACCUUUCCUCGUUCAUGGAGAAAGCAUAUUACAGGUCCUCAUGGAGACAGUGAGCGCCGCUGAUCAGGAGAACAAACGCAAGCCACCUCGAGCUGGAUCAGUCCCUCCACGAGCGACUACCCCUGUCAAUUCGGCGCACUCGUAUGUUCCAGGUGCGAAGACGGGGGUGGUUACGCCUGCUGUGAGACCUGGAUCGAGUAUCGCAUCGCAAUCUGUACCGAAUAAGAGGCAGAGGUUGGGAGAUAGUACUACUCCGAGUUAUGCUUCUGGGGCUGGGAGGGCACCGUUGGGAGCGUAUCGAGGUGGGAAUGGGGUUGUUGCUGGGGGGAGGACGUCACCGACAAAGAUACCGAGCAAGACGCCCAGUGGUAGUGGUGGAUCGUCGUUACCGCGACCGGGACAUUUGGCGAUGCCGGUUCCUAGGCCUGGGACGCAGCAUCAUGCAUUGGGGCAUGGGAGAGUGCCUACUAGUUCGGGGUUGGCGCCUCCGCCUUCUGCGUACCCUGGGAUGAUGAGGAGUACGUCUGUUGCUGGGUAUGGAGCGGGUGCUGGGAGUGGGGGUGGGAAGAGGUUUCCUAGUGCCAGUGCCAGUUCUGGGACUGGGUAUGCGGGGAGAGGCGCGUCGAUUGGGGUUGAGAUUAUGAAGAAGGCGUCGAGGGCGCGGAGGGAGAGUUUUAAGCCGAGACCGAGUAUUGAUCAUAUGGAGAGUGUUGGAGGGAUGGGUAUGAGGUAUGGAGGUGGAUUUGUGGCUGGGUUGAAGGAGGAAGAUGAAGAUUAUUGA
This is a messenger RNA of Laccaria bicolor S238N-H82, 2361 nucleotides long. RefSeq names its product microtubule associated protein. The coding region runs from base 1 to 2361 and encodes 786 amino acids. The transcript is spliced from 5 exons. The record is from RefSeq and is a predicted model, not a curated record. Gene Ontology annotation, cellular component: spindle; cytoplasm; mitotic spindle midzone. Gene Ontology annotation, molecular function: microtubule binding. Gene Ontology annotation, biological process: mitotic spindle midzone assembly; microtubule cytoskeleton organization. Lineage: Eukaryota; Fungi; Basidiomycota; Agaricomycetes; Agaricales; Hydnangiaceae.